AUGGCGGCCCUGCAUUGCUGUGUACCGAUGUGCACUAAUGAUUCUCGUUAUGACACCGAGGGACAGCUGUCAUUUCACAGAAUCCCUGCUGAAAAGAACUUAAGAAAAGAAUGGCUUGUUAAGAUAAGAAGAGAUGUCGGACCAUAUUUCAAGCUUUCUGACAAAACAAGGGUCUGCUCAUCUCAUUUCAAGGCAGGUGAUAUUCGUCGUACUUUAAUAGGAAAGAGAACGCUACUACCAGGAUCAGUUCCUAGCCUCUUUCCAUGGACACAGAGAUCCCCAUCAAAACGGAUAGGUCCACAAAGAAGAUCAUUGAAGAAGAUUGAUCCUGAGCCAAUGGAAAUUCAGGUUGCUGGAGAAAUGCCAUGUUCACAUGAUGAAGUACCCUUAGCUUCCAUGGAUCAUGACUACACCAUAACCCCUCAGCCAAUUGAUGAACAACUUGCAGCUGCACAUGCAGAAUUGAAAGUACUUAAGCAGCAACUACUUGAGACAAGUCAAAAGCUGUUUUUCUUGGAGCGUUUCAGCAAUGAUCCUCAGAAUAUUAAUUUCUACACAGGUUUUAAAGACUAUGCAACUCUCAAGAGUGUCUUCGUAGCCCUACAGCCCACAGCUACUACCAUGAUUAGGUGGACGCAGAUGCAGAGACAUUCAUCAAACAUGGAUAAAUUGAAAACAAGUGCAUUCCGAUAG
Molecule: messenger RNA, 693 nt
Organism: Haliotis rubra (blacklip abalone)
Lineage: Eukaryota; Metazoa; Mollusca; Gastropoda; Lepetellida; Haliotidae
Exons: 4
Coding region: 1-693 (230 amino acids)
Molecular function (GO): sequence-specific DNA binding
Source: RefSeq, a predicted model, not a curated record